Messenger RNA from Lolium rigidum, 1083 nucleotides. RefSeq names its product probable polyamine aminopropyl transferase. Bases 45 to 953 code for a protein of 302 amino acids. The record is from RefSeq and is a predicted model, not a curated record. The transcript has a single exon. NCBI's taxonomy places the organism in Eukaryota, Viridiplantae, Streptophyta, Magnoliopsida, Poales, Poaceae.
GCACCGGGUCAUCUAGUAAACAAGUGCUAGCUGGCCUGACGACGAUGGCAUUCCUGGUCGCUGUUCCAUUUCCGGGACCUCCUAUCCUCCGUCGUCUCCACUUCACCGCCACCACACGUGCCUCCGCGGCAAGAACCGACCCCCUCCCGGAGGAGCUUCAGCUCGUCGCCGACCUCCGCACCCCGCACAACCACAUCCGCGUUGCCGACGUCUCCCGUCGCGCCACCGGGCAUCCCCUCGCCGGCGCCCGCCUCCUCCUCCUCGACGGCCCCGGCAACAUCCACUCCGUCUCCUUCCCUCGCUGCCCGCUCACCCGGACCUACCUGGACGUCUUCGCCGCCCUCCCUCCCCUCCUCCCGCGCCCAUCCCUCGCCGUCCUCGGCUUCGGCGCAGGCUCCGCCGCCCGCGCCCUCCUCCACUUCUACCCGGACCUGUCCGUCCACGGCUGGGAGCUCGAUCCCUCCGUCAUCGCCGUCGCGCGGGACUUCUUCGGCCUCGCCGACCUCGAGAAGAGCCACGACGACAGGCUGGUCGUCCACGUCGGCGACGCGCUGGAGGCCGAGGCCGUGCCGGGAGGCUUCGGCGGCGUGCUGGUGGAUCUGUUCGCCAACGGAAGCGUGCUGCCGGAGCUCCAGGAAGCGGCCACGUGGCGCCGGAUAGGCGGGAUGGUGGCGCGCGGAGGGGCGGUCAUGGUGAACUGCGGCGGGGGCUGCGUGGAGGCGGAGGAGGAGGGGAGGGACGGCGAGGCCGUGAAGGAUGCGACGCUGCGGGCGAUGGCUGCAGCGUUCGGGGACGGGAUGGUGGCCAUGAUGGAUGUGGAUGAAAGUUGGGUCGCCAUGACCGGGCCGGCGAUCGGCGCGCCAGAGGACGCCGCUGCGGCGUGGAAGGCUAGGUUGCCGCCGCAGCUGCGCCAGUAUGUUGAUGUGUGGAGGCCAUACAAUGGCAACAAAUGAAGAAUUUUAGUUGUGUUCCUGAUCCUGCUUCAAAUUUCAGAGCGUGUAAAAUGUUUCCCUGCAAGAAGUAUCAAUCAAACUGCAGAUGGUUGCAUUUCGAUUCAGAAAGGAUUGCAAUGAACUUCAUAAA